Molecule: messenger RNA, 850 nt
Organism: Sclerotinia trifoliorum
Lineage: Eukaryota; Fungi; Ascomycota; Leotiomycetes; Helotiales; Sclerotiniaceae
Source: the annotation of a GenBank genome assembly
CCUUCUUGGCCGUAAUAAGGCUCUUAUAGACUGCUCAAAUAUCCAUUAAAAAAAAGUGCCCUAGACCGGUUUAUAGGGUAGUACACAAUCAGUCUAUAUCCUCUGGAAAUCCCUUGCUUCGCACUCAUCUCCUGUCAUACCAUCGCCGAGUGCAAUGUCUUCUCAACUCAAUCGAUACUGGAUACCCAAUUUUGACAUCAACAAGAGAGUAAUCACCAAGGAAAUCCAGUACUACCUGGGACCAGAAUCUACGCUGAGACCAUAUACACGAGACGUACGUGAUGAUAAUUUCCGCUGCCAGAUAAUUAUGCUCAUUGGGUGCAUAGGGAGAAGAUGGAUAUCUGAUUAGCACGCCUGGAGAGUGCCUGACGGAUGUGAGCACUACCAUGUACCAGAGACAACCUGAGGUGUCUCCAUUAAUUUGAUAUAUAGGAGCAGAUAGACGAUAUCUGUAUUAAGUCAAAAGAGCUCUGGGAAAAGCAGGCAGCGGCUCGAGCAAAGAAAGAGUCGGACAAGCAACUGAAGCGACCACUACAUCAGCCAGUCGUCAUCUCGAGAGGCUCAAAAUCGCGUUCCUCAAGAUCUCAGCGUCCAGAUCACAAAAGCUCUUGAUUAUUCGAAUGACAAGGACUUCGGCUCUGACUUCAAUGGGCUGAGAUAGUCAGAAUGAUGCAGACCAGCUGCGGAUGGAUCUUUCAACAAGAGAUGAAGAGUGUGGUAUCGUACUCACUCAACAACAAGAGGUUUCAGGAGUAGACAUCGCGCCACGGGGUAGGAGUAAGGCUGUCGCCCGAGUAAAAAUGCAUAGCACUCGCACUCAUCUUUUCCUCGCCAGUGUUAAUUUUCUAAU